Necator americanus (New World hookworm) is the source of this 498-nucleotide messenger RNA. RefSeq lists its product as uncharacterized. The transcript has a single exon. The record is from RefSeq and is a predicted model, not a curated record. The coding region runs from base 1 to 498 and encodes 165 amino acids. NCBI's taxonomy places the organism in Eukaryota, Metazoa, Nematoda, Chromadorea, Rhabditida, Ancylostomatidae.
AUGACGAAGAUCAUCCGUUCAAUAUGGAUUGACGAAAGGAUACCUGACUCGUGGAGACACGCUAUUAUAAUUCCUCUCCACAAGAAGCCAUCUGUCACGAACCCUAGGGAUUAUCUAGGAAUCUCUCAGCUGCAUGUUAUGUACAAGGUUUUGGAGCGGAUUAUCCUGGACCGACUUACUAAGCAUCAAGACGAAACAACGCGUGACGAGCAAGCUGGCUUUCGCCCUGGUCGAUCGACGAUUAAUCGGGUGUUUAUUGCGAGGAGAGUGAUUGAAAUGUGGCAGCGGUAUUCGAAGCCUCCAGAGUUAGUUUUUUUUUACUUCGAAGCUGCUUUCAACUCUAAUCACGGAGGCCGUCUUCAUAAUGUGCUUCGCGCCGAUGGAGUUCUAGGAAAAUUUGUACGCCUUAUAAACGACAUGAACAGAAGAACAACUGUUGCGGAUCGAACACCAGCUGGAUGUACUACACCGUUCGAAGUGGAAUUUGAAGUGAGAUAA